Molecule: messenger RNA, 3090 nt
Organism: Pichia kudriavzevii
Lineage: Eukaryota; Fungi; Ascomycota; Pichiomycetes; Pichiales; Pichiaceae
Exons: 1
Coding region: 1-3090 (1029 amino acids)
Cellular component (GO): cell septum; cell periphery
Molecular function (GO): chitin synthase activity
Source: RefSeq, a predicted model, not a curated record
AUGUCUGAUCCGUUUAGACCUAAUCCUUUUACGGUGUUGCAAUCACCAGUGAAAAAACCAGAGGAGGCAUACACACCCACAGGCUCUCCAAUUAGAAACUCACCAGUUAGAAACUCGCCAUCCAAGACAGCAAUUAAAUACUCGCCUGCAGUGUCUUUCAGAAGAGGUGAUGAUAAUCAUGAAUUUAUCAAUAGUUCCAUUGGUCGUAACUUCAUCCAAAGAGCUACUGAAUCACCCUUUAAGCCCACAGCAAGGAAACUAUUCACAGAACAUGAAUCUCCAAAGAAAGGUGGUGCAUUGGCAAGAAACCUUGACCCGUUCAGUGAUGUAGACGAAGAAAAUGAUGAGAAUGACAUUAUUAGCCAUUAUUCAAUAUUCAAUACAGACAAAACCCACGAAUUCAAAAGGUCAACUAAUUCUAAUAGGACAGAACUGGAGUCGCCAAAACCGGUAUUUUCUGCAAGUACAUUUGCAGCAGCUGGUGGUGAUGUUAAUUCGCUACAGUCAUCAUUAGGCGAAAUUCCUAUGCUAACGCCUAAAUCAUCGAGGUUAGGCUACAUUCCGCCACAGCAAGACUUGGGUGUUAGAGUUACAUCUGCAAGUUCUGAUUCGACCGCUGCGUCGUCUUUUGGUGCCGAAUUAAAUGAGAAGAAAACUAACCACUCGUCAUAUUUCUCCUCUGAUCAAUCGACAAUCAAUGCCCCAAUUGACAAUACCGAAGAGUUUGGUUCCAGCCAGCUCACACACAGUUCUAAUUCAACCGACUACUUUGACAAGAAUUUGAUGGAUGGUGCACCAAGAAUUCAAGUAAGAAGAAAUAAUUUCCACAAGCAACAAACAGUUUUCAGGUCAAGAACUGGUAACCUUGUUCUAGAUACCCCAAUUCCAAGAUUACUACAUGAUUUACUACCAAGAAAAGGUGAUGACGAGUACGAUUUUAUGAAAUACUCAGCUGUCACCUCUGAUCCUGAUGACUUUGUUGAAGAUGGCUUUAAUUUAAGGCAAAUUGAAUUAGAAAGAGAGACGGAAAUUGUCAUUUGUAUCACAAUGUAUAACGAAGAUGAGGUUGCCUUAACAAGAACUCUACAUGCAGUUAUGAAAAAUAUUGAAUAUUUGAAUAAAAGAACAAGAUCUCACACCUGGGGUCCAGAUUCAUGGAAAAAAGUUGUUGUGUGUAUCAUUGCAGAUGGUAGAAAUAAAGUGAGUCAAGGUGUUUUGGAAGUUUUAAGUGUUAUGGGUGUUUAUCAAGAUGGAAUUGCUAAGUCUUUUGUUAAUCAAAAGGAAGUCAAAGCGCAUAUCUUUGAAUACACAACACAAGUUUCCGUUGAUGAAAAUUUGAAAAUAAAUGGUGGUAAGAUUACACCGGCCCAAGUUGUAUUCUGCCUAAAGGAGAAAAACGCAAAGAAAAUCAACUCACAUAGAUGGCUGUUUAACGCAAUCUGCCCGACUUUGGACCCAAAUGUUACAGUCCUGCUUGAUGUCGGUACUGUUCCAAAUGAAAGUGCUGUUUACAACCUAUGGAAAGCAUUUGACUUAGAUUCUAAUGUUGCCGGUGCAGCUGGUCAAAUUGUUGCAAUGAAAGGUAAAUAUUGGUCAAAAUUAGUAAAUCCGCUAGUGUCUUCCCAGAACUUUGAAUAUAAAAUGUCCAACAUCCUAGACAAACCCUGCGAAUCUGCAUUUGGUUACAUUUCUGUCUUACCUGGCGCACUGUCUGCAUAUAGAUAUUCCGCUCUUAAAAACCACCCAGAUGGAACUGGUCCAUUGCAAGCUUAUUUUCACGGUGAAACACAAGAUACAGCAGAAAAUGCCGAUAUUUUCUCUGCCAAUAUGUACUUGGCAGAAGACAGAGUUUUAGCCUGGGAGCUGGUUGCUAAGAAAAACGCACAAUGGGUUUUAAAAUAUUGUAAAGAUGCAAAAGGUGAAACUGAUGUCCCCGAAACUUUAUCGGAGUUUGUUUUGCAAAGAAGACGUUGGUUGAAUGGUGCAUUCUUUGCUGCUUUAUAUUCACUGAAGCAAAGCGGUGCGAUUUUUAGCACUGACCAUUCUUCUUUAAGAAAGUUUUUCUUUAUGGUUGAAUUCAUAUAUCAAGGUCUAACUUUACUAUUCAGUUUUUUCUCCAUAGCAAACUUUUACAUCACAUUCUAUUAUUUGGCUGGUUCUUUGAUUGUUAUUGGAGGUACUGGAGGCAAGGUUGUUUUUGAAAUCAUGAAUUAUAUUUGCAUUUGCACAUUACUAGCAAUGUUAGUGAUUUCAAUGGGCAACAAACCAACAGGAGCACCUAUGCUAUUUUGGGUUUGUGUUAUUCUAUUAACUUUGUGUGGAAUGUAUGCAUUGAUAUCAGGUUUUUACUUUUUGAGCUUAAUGAUUCAAUCACACAAUGCUGGAAAUGCAGGUGGCUUAAGUUUUGCAUCAAUCUGCGUGUCACUAGCAUCGACAUAUGGUUUGUACGUUUUAAUGUCCUUAUUGUAUUUGGAUCCAUGGCAUAUUAUUUCUUCUUCAUUACAAUACUUUCUGAUGUUACCAGCUUACACUUGUCUUCUGCAAAUUUAUGCAUUCUGUAAUACACACGAUGUCUCAUGGGGUACAAAAGGAAGCGUGGAAGCAGUGCAGGAUUUAGGUAAAGCUAUUAUUCAAACUGAUGAAAAAGGACAGCAAAUUAUCACAACAGAAGUUUUGGCCCAGCAAGACAUCGAUUCCAUGUACAGUGAAACUGUUUUGAAACUAAAAGACAGAAGAAAGAAGCCAGUUAAUAUGAGAGGUAAGAACAGUAAAAGUGGUGGCAAAAAGAAAAACGUCAUUGGCAAGGAGGAUUAUUAUAGAGAUGUCAGAUCUAGAGUUGUCUUGGUUUGGGUGAUCUCCAAUGUAAUCUUGGUUAUGACUAUUACCCAAAUCUGGGCAGCAGACUCCAUCAGAUCCAAUAAAUAUUUGGCGUUUAUCCUUUGGUCUGUCUUUGGAUUUAGUGUAUUUAGAUUUUUGGGCUCAUCUUCAUAUCUCAUUCAUUUGCUCUUAAGAAAGAUAAUUGUGUCCAAAAACAAAUGGGAUUUAAGGAAAGAAGAGGUGCCUCAUAUGAACGAGCUUCCCAACAUCUAG